UUGUCCACUAGAUUACGUAAAAGUAUAUGAUGGUCUCGAUAAUUCUACUGCAGUUAUUGGUACAUAUUGCGGGCAGCAACGAAAUUUAGUAUUAUAUUCUUCAGAAAACAGCUUGUUCGUGCUGUUUAUUACAUUAAAGCGCACGGCAAAUACACAAAAUCGAGGAUUCAAAGGUAUCUUCGAAUUUUCGGAGAGUUUUGUUAGUUUAGAUUUCAUAACAGAAUACCAGGGCGAACACAUCCGUGGAUCUGAAUGCGAUCAAAAGAUCCUUAGCAAGAAAGAAACGUCAGGAUUCGUAGUUAGUCCAAAUUUUCCAUAUCCUUAUAUACCUAAAGUCGUUUGUCGUUAUUUUAUCUAUGGCAUGCAGGACUCGCAACAUCUGGAACGCGUACGAUUGGAAUUUAUAAAGUUUACAAUACAGAUACCCAAAGGCGAGACGACAUGCACUGACGGUUAUCUAAAAUUAUAUUUAAAAGGUCAGGAAGCAACAGAUUCUUACGAUAAAUUCGAUUACGAAAUGUGUGGAAACAAGAGCAAUCCCAGCCAUAUAGUUAGUGAUGGGCCAAGACUCGUGAUGGUCUUUAGUAGUGGAGAAUUGCAGGCACAGGGUUUUAAAGCUAAGUAUGUUUUUGAAACAGAAUAUAAGAUACCGGGCACUGCAGCACCCGAUGGCAGUUGUAGCUUCACUUAUCUCAGUUCGUCUCGCAAACGUGGCGAAUUUAAUUCACCACGAUAUCCUAGCAAUUAUCCAAGCGACACGAAUUGUACAUAUUUCUUUCUGGCAACACCAAACGAGCAAGUUGCUCUGAUUUUCGAUCACUUUAAGGUUCGCACGAAAAAUGAUAAUGUGACAAUUGGACAUUAUGGACACGAAUUCUGUCAGGAAGAUUGGCUCGAAAUUUACAAUAUGUAUCGAGACGAUACAGAGAAGUUGAUAGGAAGAUAUUGUGGCGGAACGGCACCAGGUCCCGUAGAAUCGAAUCUUGGUGCACUUGGUUUAAAAGUAAUUUUACAUUCUGACUCUGAGCUUGUCUACAGUGGCUUCAAGGCGCGUUAUACUUUUGAGAUUGCUAAACCUAUUUUUGGAGAUUGUGGAUCAAAUAUUAGUAGUUUAAAUUAUGGUGUAAUAACUAGUCCGAAUUUCCCGAAUAAAUAUGAUGGUCCGGCAAGAAAUCUAACUAGCAAAACUUGCAACUGGUUCAUAAGGGUUCGACCAAAUCAUCAGAUACUCUUAAACUUCGAGCUUUUUUCUGUAGAAGGUGACCAAUUAGGUAACGUAUACAUGAAUUUAUUAUGA
This is a messenger RNA of Pogonomyrmex barbatus (red harvester ant), 1297 nucleotides long. Its product is annotated as chromatin assembly factor 1, p105 subunit. Gene Ontology annotation, molecular function: protein binding. NCBI's taxonomy places the organism in Eukaryota, Metazoa, Arthropoda, Insecta, Hymenoptera, Formicidae. Gene Ontology annotation, cellular component: CAF-1 complex; plasma membrane; nucleus. Gene Ontology annotation, biological process: nucleosome assembly; DNA replication-dependent chromatin assembly. The record is from RefSeq and is a predicted model, not a curated record.